AUGUACAAAACAUCAAUUCCCCUUGAUAUUGAUUCACCGCCAAAAAACUUGCCACUUGAAUCAUAUAAACUGAAGUAUCAACCAAUCAGCACUUUAGGAAAUGGCAGCUUUGGAACAGUGGAUUUGGUAAAGUUUAAAUUCCACAAGUUUCACUUGUUGAAGUAUCAUGAUGAUAAAAAGGGCACCUUGUUGUAUCCUUUAGAAGAUUCCAAGUAUAAUUUGUCUAAUCUUGUUGCAAUCAAAACAAUGAAAAAGAGACUACCAUUGCUUCACGACUACAAAAAUGUUAAAGAAGUCAAGUUCAUAUUAUCAGUCCAGUCCCAUCCAUGUCUUGUACAGAUUUAUGAAAUGUUUAUUGAUGAUGUUAGAUACCAGCUUCAUAUUUCCAUGGAGGCUUUGAAUCAAAAUUUGUACCAGUUGAUUAGAAGUAGAAGAAACAUCCAGUUUUCUUCGCCAACUUUGAAAAGCAUCCUAAGUCAAUUACUUUGUGGCAUUAAACAUAUUCACAAGUUUAACUACUUUCAUCGUGAUAUCAAGCCUGAAAAUAUCCUCAUCAUUUCAACCCAACAGUUUUAUGGCUCCAAAGAAGGUAUUCCCCCUUAUAGAAAAAAUGAUAAUUUUAUUGUCAAGUUAGCCGACUAUGGCUUAGCCAGACAUGUUACCAAUCUAAAACCUUAUACUGCAUAUGUUUCCACGAGAUGGUAUAGAUCUCCCGAAAUCUUACUAAGACAAAAAUCAUACUCGCAACCACUUGAUAUUUGGGCGUUUGGCGCUGUUGCUGCUGAAAUUGCGAAUUUUACCCCAUUGUUUCCCGGUAGUAACGAACUAGAACAGAUUUGGAAAAUUCUUCGAGUUCUUGGCUCACCAUUAGUACCUGAAACGUCCAAUAACAAAUACGUGAUUCCUCUUGGCGGCUACUGGAAAGAUGCGCAAAUGUUGGCACACAAUCUCGGAUUUGUUUUUCCGGAGGAAACCGGAUUAACUAUUGAUGAAGUCAUUCAUAAUCCUAAUUUGGGACAGUUGGCUGAAGUUAUUCAACUGUGUCUCUUAUGGGAUCCAAAUCUUAGACCUACUGCAGUUGAAGUCAGUAGGAUGGCUUAUUUUAAAGAAAGUGUCAGUUUACUAGAUAGAUAUUUUGAUAACGAUAUCCCCAUCCAAGUCACAUUGAAUAAAUUUUCAGGAAUACCAUCAAACCCCGGAGUAUCUUCCAAUUAUACAACAGCAUUUAAUGACAUGACAACAGAUACCGUAGGAUCAUCCACCAAAAAAAUCCUUACACCAACCCAGACAAAACGGUCAUCUAACCGAAAGAAUGUAAUUCAUAGUGACUGUGAUUUUACGAAAUUUUAUGAUGACCCUAAUGCAACAGGUGAGGAAAAUUAUUUUUCGGGUUAUGUUGCAGAAUCUGACAAGAUACAGCCCAGUUCUGGAAAUACAAAUGACAUUUAUAAUAUAUGUCAUGCGUGGAUGAAUAAAGAAAAUAAGGUUAAUAUUUCUUCGCCUGCAUCGGAUAAAGAGCCUCGGAUUGAAUACAAAACUUCGGUUGUCCCUAAUAAACCAUCGUUUACUAGAUUUUCCCUAGAAAGUGAGGAGGUGAUGAACCUUUGA
Spathaspora passalidarum NRRL Y-27907 is the source of this 1608-nucleotide messenger RNA. RefSeq names its product protein kinase (gene IME2). Gene Ontology annotation, cellular component: nucleus; cytoplasm. Bases 1 to 1608 code for a protein of 535 amino acids. NCBI's taxonomy places the organism in Eukaryota, Fungi, Ascomycota, Pichiomycetes, Serinales, Debaryomycetaceae. The record is from RefSeq and is a predicted model, not a curated record. Gene Ontology annotation, molecular function: ATP binding; protein serine/threonine kinase activity. Gene Ontology annotation, biological process: protein phosphorylation; intracellular signal transduction. The transcript has a single exon.